Zootoca vivipara (common lizard) is the source of this 15765-nucleotide messenger RNA. It is a transcript of the gene HOXA5, whose product is annotated as homeobox A5. Gene Ontology annotation, cellular component: nucleus. Gene Ontology annotation, molecular function: RNA polymerase II cis-regulatory region sequence-specific DNA binding; DNA-binding transcription factor activity, RNA polymerase II-specific. The record is from RefSeq and is a predicted model, not a curated record. Lineage: Eukaryota; Metazoa; Chordata; Lepidosauria; Squamata; Lacertidae. Gene Ontology annotation, biological process: anterior/posterior pattern specification; regulation of transcription by RNA polymerase II.
UUGGUGCCAUUGUUCCUCUCCUUUUCACCUCAGACCUGAGCCCAUUCUUUCGGAUUUUAAAAAAACUACACAAAAAAAUAAAUAAAAAGACUCCAUGAUUAAAGUUGCCACCAUGGCAACUUUAUGGCACCGAAAUAUUACAGUACAGAUUAGGAAAAGCGUGUUUCCUUGUACAUAUGGUUGAAAUAUAUAGUUAGGGUCCCACACCACCAAAAAAAAUAGGGAAAGGGGAAAUUUCAAUAAUGAGAUUAAAGGUUUUUCUGUUUUUUAGGGUUUUUUUUUAAUACAGCCUUGAAGUAUUGAUAAAUGCUAUGGAUGUUUCAAAAUGGCCAAAUAUUUGCGUACUGUUUUGUUUUAAUUAGCAAAAGCCUGCAUUAAAAAAACCCCACAAAGCUCAAAAUACUGUAAUUAAAAGCACAAAAAGUGAAGGGAGAAGUAUCUCCAGGCAGGCAGAGAUGGGUAGAGUUCGAAUUAGAGGAGUAUGUGUGUGUGUACACAUACGUAUAUGCACGCACACAAACACAACUUGACUAUCGAGGGUGACUUUGAUUUCUGAGUACAGUUGGAGGAGUAGGCAAAAUACUGAAUCGUGGCUGUUUCCCCAACCCCCCUUCACAUUUGGUUAAAUUUCUAAACAACGAUAGUAAAUAAUGAUGAUGAUGGAAGUAAAGUCGAAAUGUAGGUACUAUUCUAUGCUUUCAUUGUGAAUGUGUGGAAGAAGGAUCCCGCGCAAGCACGGUUAGCUUUAAAUAACAGUGACAGUGAAAAUGUGUCUUUAUAUAUGCGAUUAAGUGUGUUUGGCGUCCUCUGUGUAUAUGUGGAAAUGCAAAGGUCUUUUUCGAUACUAUGAAAAGUGUACUUUUUGGGCAAUGAUUCUGAAUACUAAUAAAAGUGAAAUAGUGAAAACCUUCCCCUCAAAAGAUCACCACCACUGUAUCUAUCUACCUAUUUAUCUAUCUAUGUUAUAUAUUUGUUGUUGAGAAAUUGGGUGGGGGAGGGAGAGAAUAUGCCAUGGUGUCAUAAAAUGAUACUGGGGUUUGCUUGCUUUUAGUUCCAGGCUGUUUAAAAGAGGCUUAGAGAACAGCUCAGCUGAAGGAAAAUUUGAAAUCGGCACUGAUCUUUAAAAAUACACAGUGAUCGAUCCCCCGCCACCCCUUUUAUCCUGGGUUUUUCAAGCGCCUGAGAAAAAAGGACACCAUAGUGAUUGUUGCUAGAAUGUUGGGGUUUAUUGCUUUCCUCUAAUUGGCUUCAAUAAUAAUUAGUCUUUUCCCUUCCUCCCGCAAAAGAAAUCCCUAUAUAUAUAUAUGGCUCUCUCUAUUUAUAUAGCUUUUCUUUGUAAAUAAUCUCUAGCAGAAUGGGGGAUGUUAGAAAAUAAUAAAGGAAUGUGCAAGAUUAAAAGGAAUUUUAUUGAAAAGGAAAGGCUGAAUAUAUUAUUUCUCCCCUAUGCUUCUGAAUUCUUGCUGGUUUUCUGAUCUGGAGCCGAUAGCCCUUAAAAAUUGGUCCAUACUAAUGGAACUCUGUGAGAGAUGCCAUAAUUUUGCUAUAAUGGGCUGUAACCUCGAUUCGACCCCAGACUUGCGAGUAAGCUCCUGGCUGGGGUGGGAGUGCGUGUGUGCGUGUGUGUUGCGGAGGUGAAGAUCCCGCUUUCCUCCAGAGGGUGGCGCACGAGGCCGACUGACAGUCGCGAGCUGGCGGCCGGGUGCGCGCGCCGGCGCGCGCGCCCCAGCCCUUCCAGCAUCCACCCAAACUCCCCCAUUUAGUGCACGAGUUUACCUCUAGAGGUCAUCAGGCAGGAUUUACGACUGGACAACAAAAGCACGUGAUAUGAAGCCGUACCCCAUAUUUGGGUGCCUACGUAGGAGGGAACCAAGUACAUGUCCCAGUCAUUUCCAUAAUUCAUCAUAAAUUGUGCUAGGGUGCUAUAGACGCACCAAAAAACGAAGCAAAGAGCCACAAAUCAAGCCCCCCGAUCAAAAAAAAAAAAGCAACAAAAAAUCCCAACCAACAACAACAACAACAAAAAUCAUCAUCAACUUAAAAACAAAUGAGCUCUUAUUUUGUAAACUCAUUUUGCGGUCGCUAUCCAAAUGGCCCGGACUACCCGUUACAUAAUUAUGGAGAUCCCAGUGCCGUGAGCGAGCAAUUCAGGGACUCCUCCAGCAUGCAUUCCGGCAGGUACGGCGGCGGCGGAGGCGGCGGAGGCUACGGCUACAAUGGCAUGGACCUCAGCGUCGGUCGCUCGGCUUCCAGCCACUUUGCGGCAGGGGGCCCCUCGGAGAGGGCUCGCAGCAGCUACCCCGCCAACGCUGCCCCCGAGGCCAGGUACGCCAGCCGGGCGGCGGCGGGGGCCACGGGGGCCACUCACUCGCCUCCGCCUGACCCUCUGCCCUGCGCCGCUGCCGCCGCCGCCGUGGCCACCUCGCCUGUCAGCGGCGACGCUCAUCACGGCGGCAGCGUGAAAAACUCCACGGCCAACUCGAGCAGCAGCACUUCGUCCACUUCCAGCAGCGGCGCCAGCAGCAGCAGCACCAGCGCCUGCAGCAGCACGGGCAACAACCCCCACCACCUAGGCAGAGAAGGGCUCAGCACGUCGCCAGGCACCGAGGAGGACGCCCCGGCCAGCAGCGAGCAGGCGAAUCCCCAGCAGAACGACCAAAGCACAGCUCCACAGCCGCCCCAGCCCCAGAUCUACCCCUGGAUGAGAAAACUGCACAUAAGCCAUGACAACAUAGGGGGUCCCGAAGGGAAAAGGGCUCGGACUGCUUACACCCGCUACCAGACCCUGGAGCUGGAGAAAGAGUUUCACUUCAAUAGAUACCUGACCCGCAGGAGGAGGAUUGAAAUAGCACACGCUCUUUGCCUCUCAGAGAGACAAAUCAAGAUCUGGUUCCAAAACAGGCGGAUGAAAUGGAAAAAGGAUAACAAGCUGAAGAGUAUGAGCAUGGCAGCGGCGGGAGGAGCCUUCCGCCCUUAAGAGGAAAACCCCCCCGGCCCUGAAGUUGCUGCUGCUGCUGCUCCUUCUCCUUCUUCCUUCCCCGGAAAAAAAACAAAAAACCCGAGUAACUGAGCAGUAUUAUAAUUGAGCUGACCCUGCGUGGAAUGUCAGUAGCCUCUUCUCGCUCUCGCUCUCCUUCUGUCCCUCGUCCUGUAUACCACAUUGACUUGCUCCAACUUCUCUGGGAGGCUGAAGAUCCCUCGCCCAUCGUUUCACCCUGAGCCUGUUUUAAUUGAGCCCCCCACCCCCGCCCGCGUCUCUCUCUCUCUUCCUCUCUCUCUCUAGCGCGUGUUAGGAGUAGAUCUGCUUCCCGUGCAUUUUAUGUCUUGAAUGGCUUUUGUCUUGAAGCGGGGAAACAAUGUAGAUGUUUUAACUUAUUUAUAUGAAGCGAGUGGUGUUACUUGAAGUAACUGUAAAGUGGGAGGGGGGAACCGAGGGGGGGGAAGACACCCUAGACAAACAAAAGUAAAGGAGGACGAUCUGGUCCCUCGUUCGCUUCCCCCUCAACUCCUUCCCUUCUGGCUCCCCCACCCCCCACAAGUCCUGUUUGAUUCCCAAUGUUCUCUCUCUGUGUGUGUUGCACUUGCUGUGCUUUGCUGUGCAUGUGUGUUCAAAACGUGUCAGUGUCUGUAUAGCUCCAAGCUGUGGCCGAGAUUUCCGAUCAGGAACGACCUAUCUUAUUCCCUGUGUCCAUUAAUGGCUGUUGUAGAGGUGAAUAUGACGAAAUACAAAACGGAACGUGUCCUAACGUGUAGUGAAUAGUGAAUCUGUGACGAAAACUGUGAUUCCAGACAGUAUGUCCUUUGCUUGUGCCUUUGUAUAUGACUAUCUUUGCACGAAGUCUUAGAAGUGGCUUUUUAUUAAGCGCAGCUUCAGUAACGUAUUCCCCCCCCCUUCUCUCUUAUAGCUUCCUUCCUUUCUUUUGGUGAACAAAAAGUUACACAUAGAGUCAAAGUCUGGCUGUUUGAGCAAACAACAACAAUAAUAAUAGCAGCAGCAACAACAACAACAAUAAUAAUGUGAUCGGCUUUUGAAAAGAAACUGGUUUUUUUUUUAAAUAACUGACUGGAAAAAAUAAACUUUUUAUUGUAAGGGUUUCCCCACUUUCUUUCUUCCCCAUCGAAUCCCCCGGUUUUUGUUUGACUUCUGCGGGUAGUAUGGUUUCUCCCCUAACGGAGGUGCCCUCCCUCCUUAGCUUCAUCACUCUAACGAGAGCAAAGUUGGAGAAGAACCUAAUCCAAAUUCAAAAUAGAUGCAGACACGAUUGCCCCAGAUCAUCCCUUGGAAUUGUAAAGUUAUUCUUUGGAUGGAGGGCUUGCAAUAACCGACCCUCAGCCAACUCCUUGUCUUGGAAGUGGGGUGGGAGGGGAUAAGGAAUGCCCCAAACUUCUGCUCUUUCUUGGCUGGGGAGAAAAAAAUGAGAAGAACCUUGUCCUUUUCUUCAACAACGUUAUCAUCUCCAGAACCUGCUUUAUACUAUCUCCAUCGGUUCAUCCUCAUAAGUUAAAGAAAGUUAAGUUAAACCUGCCAGAAAGGCAAAACUCUUGCCUCUGUUGAGCACCAGUCCAACAUGGGGGAAAAAAGUAUUUAAAUAAAGCAGAUACACCCACCUUCUCAUUCUGCACUCUUAAGAGAGGUAUUGGGGAAGGGUUUUGUGGCUGUUGUUGCGCGGUUGGGGAUAAAUUCCACCCUUCGACAUAACAUUUAUUUCUUUAUUUUCGCUACAGCUACUUUUUUAAUUUUUCUUUUGCUAGGAAAUGUAACGUUACUUACCCUCACCAGGGCUUGAAUGGUUAACUCUCCCGAGCUUCUAAGCGCAACUAAAGCUUUGCACAUUUACAGACGGCUUUACAUUGAUGCCUUCCCUUAAAAGUUAUAAAACAGUAAACUUUAUAAGCCCCAGUUCCGGCUAUAUGACAUUUGGGUGCCAAAUGAAUAGGGUUUUGUCUAUGAAUUAGAUCGUAAAAUCAUCCAUAGCACAGACAGAUAGGCUCACUGGCUAUAAAAAGUCACGUGGUGCCAUUAAAGUAAGUUUUAUGGUUUUGGGGAGUUGUCAUCCAACAUUAUAUACCACAUAACAUAUAAUCACACUGACGGUGGACUUCAUUUGACUCUUUUGCAGGCUACGUGCGCCUCCUGGCCAUUCAAAUUGUCAGGUUUAGGUACAGAAGUAUCCAUUCCCCCAAGUUCUCAAAUACUGUCUGAAAAAAAUGGCUCAUUGCAAGUUAAGGUAAGUUUCGUGCUCAAGUUGCUUAAGUUUAUUUGUACAGUGGAGAGCUCGACUGUCGUUGCCUGGCUCCUUCUUAACGCUGCCCCGUUGAUUCGGAAGGGAAGAAAUAAUACAGUAUAUAAGAGACGCAGGUUACAGUGGGUGGGGGACCGUUGUCCCUCCUCCCCAUUUUUAUCUAACCUCUCCUUUUAAAAAAAUUAUCCGUCAAAUCCAGGCAAACCACCAUAAGCGACUUUGGCAGAGAUGGAUUUUGAGGCCUAACUUUAAUUACUUUGACUACGGCGAAUGAUAAUGACUUCCUUUGCUUCAUGAACUUUUCCGUGCCCAGUGAUUUUGUUUAUUGAGGGGGCAGAAAGCCCCUAGGCGAUUUUUGUAAUAAUAAUAAUAAUAAUAAUAAUAAUAAUAUUGUAAUGAAAGGAACAUAUAUUUGGCUAUAUCUGUAGACUGAGCAUCCCUGUCUUUGCGGGGUGGUGUGUGUGUGGAAUUGAUGCAGUCGUGGGUUUUCCAAGUGGGCGAACUUAUCGUCUCUAAAAGACAAAGAAGCUCUAAGUCUGGGUUGACAUGGUUAAGGUUCUUUGAGACUUAUCUCUUCUCCAUAAUUACCCCUACCUACCUACAUCUCUCUCAUGUGUCCCUCUCUGUGUGUACAUAGAGUGUAUAUAUACGCAAUUUACACCCUUACCGUAGAUUCCCCCAAACCCCAGUGCCUUCAUUUCCCCGCUGGUUCCUUUAUUCCUUCCCAUGAAGGAACAAGUUGACUGUAACUUUUACAGGAGAUUCUAAGUGCCAUUAGAGUGCUUGGCAUUAUGAAGAACAAUACGUAUAGGUUUAUAGUAAAUAACCCCAUUUAUAUAGAUAUCCAUAUAUAUUUAUAUCUACAUACACACAUACAUACACACACACAUAACUGGCUGGGAAUUGCAGGGUAGGCCCCAGCUGCCUGUUUAUUUCAACAGUCUUUUUUCUAUUUAAGUAGACUCUUCUCACUAGAGUGUGAUUACUCAGCAAUAAACUUUAUGACCGGAUUCAACUUUAAGUCUUUGAAUUUCCAGGGUUGAAAGAGAGCGUGAAAGAGCAUCCCUUUUUCCACUGCCCUUCUUCUUUUUGUUUUGUUUUGUUAUUUCCUUUUCUUUCUUCUCCCCUUCUUUGUACUGCCAGAGCCAAAUCCUGGAAAUCCUUGCUCACCCGAGCAGCUUUUAAGUCUUAUCAGUUGUAUCUUUGGAGCGCCUUGUAGCUAAAAGCCAUGCAGGUGACUAAGAAUUGGCAAGAUAGGACCCUACUCUUUUUGAAAAAGAAAGUAUAAAUGGGUACAUUGAGGUGACCCCACUUGAGGUUUGAAACGAUCUCACCCCAAUUCCUGCCUUUUAAAAAACAACAACAGAUUGUUAUCAGCAUGUGGGGCUCUAGAAUGUGCUUUUCUACUCUUAUAUCGCUUUGGACAUCAGAGGAAAAGACAGUGUUGUCAGAAAAUGUAAUAGCGUAAUAUAACAUAAGCUUGCCCUGUCCUAGUUACUAUUUGGAAAGAGAUAUUCUGAUGAAGGAUAUGUUUUUCUUGUGUAUAGGUGGGUAAUCUUAGAAGACUGAGAAACUUGCAUCAAUAAGUGAAUAUAUAUUUUAACACUUCAAAUAUUUUUUACACAUUUCCCUGAAUAAUACGCUAGCAAUGCAAUAAACUGGGUGGAGAGGAGCAGUUUUUAAUUAUACAUUUAGUCCAAGCCUAUGUGGCAGAAUUAAUCACACGGAACCGAAUGCUAAUAGUAGCUGGCAUUUUCAUGGUAUUUACUUUCCUACAUCUUAAACAGUUAGCAGUGCGUAUACACGUGUUUGAAAAUAUGACUAGAUUUUUUUUUCAGUAGAAAAAAUUAAGGAUUUAAAUAUAAUGCAUAUCUGCUAAAGUGAAACAGAUGACAGAAUUACAAAUCCAUAAUCCAGUUAAGGGAAAGACCUGAUUUUACAUUCUUUUUUUAUUAUUCCAACGGGACUAUUGUUGGACUUCUAAAGCAUUUACGUACUGUACUGGGAAAUUCGAGUCCAGGCAUUCAAGGGGAUAUUUCUCCAAGUAAAAUAUCACUAAAAUCCAGGUGCUAAUCUACUUCAGUUUACAUAAGAUGAACUUUAGCUUCUGUUUCCUCGUGAAAAACAAGGUACAGUUUUAGCUCAUUCGGGACUGGAUGUGGUCUCAUCGUCUUGGAUGGGACCAUCUGAAGAUUGUGGUCUUUCUGCUCCAUACCUAGGCAGAAUAAAAUUGUAAUGAAGUAUGUUGGAUUUAAGUCAGAAGAAUUCAGGAAUGGAGUAGGGAAACCCUGAUGCCGUCUGAUUUUGUAACUGGGGAAAAACAAGUCAUUGAGCUGAAUGCUUAGUUAACUCUUACCGUGGCUACCUAGCGAUCGUGGCUACCUAGCGAUUGCUAGUUGACUGAAGGGAUACACAAUGAAACACAGACAGCUUUGUGAACAAUGUCAUUUAGGAUGCAAUCCUAUACAGUACUCACUUCCCUGGGAGUGAAUCCCAUUGAACUCAACGAGACUUACUUCUGAGUAGGCAAAAUUCCUCACGCACAAAAAACAAAAGGGAAAGAAGGCAACCCCUAAACACAAAAUAAAUUCAUUGAACAUACGAAUAACUAUGGCAAUUGUCACUUUUUAAAAAAUAUUUCUAGUUUUCUGUCGUGCCACCUUGAAACACUCUCCCGAAUAACCUAGGCAAAACACAUUCACACGAAACUCCACAAUGUAAAGCCCAUUUUAAAAUAAUAUUGAAUGUAUAUUUAGUGCAAGUAUAUCUGAUGGUGAUGACUGUCCGUAUCACUGUUACUUACUUUCUCUGACAACUGUAUGUUUUCUUUUACUUAAAUUACCGCGAGCAAUUCUGAACAUUAGAAGUACUUCGUUGGCCCAGAUGUAAGCACCAGCGCCAUUAAAGGUUAGACAAGGGUGUGUGUAUAUAGCAAGGGCGUAGGAAGACUUCACUUUCUUUAAAGCGUAAGAUGGCUUUUCUAAGUCACAUGAUUCGAUGGUUUGCGCGUGCCCCUCACUACAAAGCAUCAUGGGAAAAUUAUUAGUGGCCUUAUCUUAACGAAUUAAUUUCCUUGUCUUCAAAAGAGUGAAAUUGCAAGUGUUUUCUACCUUAUCUGUCCAGCUUUCAGCAUUACAUUCUAAUAUCGAGGACAUAAGCAUUUUGUGCUCUUGUAUUGCAUCUUUCUUGUAAUCCCUCUCUUUCUUCCCCUCUUUCAUCUGAUUUUCUGAUUUGUAUAAUUCGGCCUUUGAGAGUUUUUUUUGUUCUUUCUAUCCACUCUGAUCAUAUGACGUCUAUUUUUCGCAGGCUUUAUUUUCAGGAGUCUCCAAAAUCCUAGUAGUUUCCCAGGCAGCUAGCGUUUCUCCAAAACAGCUCCUCCACAAUCACAGCGCUGUAUGGUUUGCAUAUUGGACGCAAACAAUGCACCGAGAUCUGAAAGAGAAAGACACCAUGUUUUCUAAAGGGCGUCUCUUUCCUGGGAGCCUAAGGGAUCUGUCUCCUUCUUUUCCUUCUCCACAUAACCCUCUGAAAUGGGCUUUUCAAUAAUAAUAUUUGUUAUGAAGGUUAUUGGGUAAUUAUUGCAGUUUUUGUGAAACAGUACUUGCUCGAGGUGAAAUCUGUCUCUGGAUAAUAAAUGGCAGCCCUCGCAGUUCAUUGCCAGGUUAAGUAAAUGCAGAAACUAAGAUAAAUCUGCACACUCCAGAACUCGCCAGCAGAGCUCGCUUUAGACCAAGUUCACAGUCAACUUGCUUUCUCCGUGGGCAAGGCUUCUCAACUCCGUUGGAUCAGGGUCUUUAUUAAAUAAAUAAGAUGGCAUAAUGGCCAGCCUGGAUAAACUGUCCAGUCACUGCGCAUCCAGAAUUUACACAUCUACCAAUGGAAAGCACACCGUUCCUUUCAGUUAAUCUCCCAUGCUGGUUUCUGGGCAUUGCGUUUGAUUUUAGAAUUCGGUUUCAGUGAUGGAAGCCGUUGAGGCUGCUCUUUUUUAAAUAUAUAUAUAAAACAGCAAUGCAGAAAACUGCAUUCCCUUAAAAUCUUAGCGAAAAGGGAAACAGUCAAAGCUUGAUGGCAACAAACAAGAGAGCUGGAGAUUCUUUUAAGGAGAUAGGAGCUGCUCCGCUUUUGUAUAUCUCUGUGGUUAGGGCGGAACAACUCUAGGUCAAAAAGUUGAGGGUCAAAAGUUUACGUUGUGCGCCACUCUUAGUCAUGCGCCCAGACAGAGUUUGAUGUCAAUGUUAUAGCCAAGAUCUUGACUAUCAACACAAAAGAUAAAAUAGCUUUGAGUUAGGCGUGUAUCAUAGUAUGGACUCCAGGUGAACUCUAGCGGUUGAAUGACCUCAAUUACCGAGGAAAGGAUAGAAAAUCCCUCUUUUCAAAGAGUAAUGCACGUUGUAUUUCAUCUUGAAUUAUCAACCACAUUUUCCCCAUUGAAUAUCGUUGGCUGGCAGAUGCAUCAGGUGAAUGCGGGCGCACUUUCCCCUCCCCCCCCCCCGCCGCCCGGGCAACUGCGCAUACACGCACCACCACCAACGCAUUUUAAAGGUUCGUGCGAGUCCUAUCAGAGUCCAUCGGAAAUUUCCAUUGGAUUUUAAUUGUUCUGAAUCUCAACGUAGUGGACUCUUGUUCACGGAAGCGCAUGCCAUACAAUGGCCUGGCUUUUAAGUGCCACAAUACUCUGUUUUUUCCCUGUGUUGUUCGGUUUUGCUACAACAGACUAACACAGUUAACCCUCUCAAAAAGGCUCAAUGAGGUGCCAGUUGAGUCCUUAACUGCCCAGUGGGUACCAGAAGACUGCCCGCUGGCUGAUAGCAAUAUCUGAGGAAACGAGGAGACUGAGAUGACCAUCUCACUGCCGGAUACCACAGGAGCAUAAAAUACAAGCAUGACAAUUCUGGAGAAGUCCAGUUAUGUUGUCUUUAUGAGUGAAAGUUAAGGAAUGACCCAAUGCAAAUUGCAUGCCCCCCUAUCCUUUAGGCUUAUACGUUUAAUAAGAAAUAUAUAGUUUCACCCUUUUGGCCGCCUUAUUUAGCCACAAUGAAGCUUCCCCCCCUCUUUUUUCAAAGCGUGUUUGUAUCUGAAUAAUUAUUUAUUUCAAAUUUGGAAGUAGGGAUUAUUUGUUUAGCUAUCAGUAGGAUUGCUUCCUGAGAUGGAUUUUCCGUUUUGUUUCCUUUGUGUAUUUUUUUUUAAUCCGAGAAGGUGCGUUUUUCAUCCCUAAGAAAUACAUAAUAUCUCACAGAGAUCCAGUGAGUGGUUUAUUACGAAGCAAAUACAUAGGAGAGAUUGCUCCUUUCAGAGGUGUCCAAACAGAGAUAACGUGCAGGAGAAAGUAAGCAACUUAUUAUUAGAAGGCUUUAUCAAUGCUUUGAAAAUACACAAAGAACUAGGAAACACUUCCCCGUUCGACAAGAAAUAGUUUUAAUUAUAAGGCGAGGACGUUGGGCUUCUGGGAAAUAUAUUUGCAAUAUAUUUUGAUUUUUCAUCAGCGACCUUCUCUUGAAAAUUCUCUUGCAACGUCCCCCCCCGUCCCCCCCGUCUCCUAUAUGUGAUUGUGCAAUGAAAUUAUCACUGUAAGGUAGAGGGGGAUGCUAUCCACAACACACUGUUAAAAACACGCCUCUCCUAUUUCGAUUUUGCCCUUGAAAUACUGCAUUGCCUAUUUGGAAAUUUAAUUAUAGGAAGCAUGAACAUUGCAAGGCGGGGUGUUUGCCUAAACGUCCCUUUUAUAUACAGAGGACCAGGGAGACUGUUUCGAAGACAACACUUCUUUGACUCCGCCUGUCCUGAAAAACUUGGCUUAAAAAAAAAGAGGGGGGAAAAGAAGAGAGAAUAAGAUCUCUGUGAAAAGCAGCAAAGCGAAACCUGGCUUUCUUUCCCAAGGAUUCCUGGUGCCAAUUUAUUUUGCUUCCAUUUAAGGUGGAAUUUUGGGCGGGGGAUGGGAGUAGGGACAAGUUUUUUUUCAAAUACAGAAUAUUUCCAAAAGGGCUUUAAAGUGCAUCUGGAAGAAGUAUUGCCUUCUCAAGUCGUUUUCUAUUCAUUCAUUUUUUAAAAAAGGUAAAGAUAAAAACGACACAGUGGGCUUUUGUUGCUUUGAUCGGAGUCAUACCCAUAGACAGUCGGAGGGUCCUACCUCUAGCGCAGCACAGACACUGGUUCUUGGUGCGUAACGUGACCUUUGAAAAGAUUAGCCUUCUCAGCCUCAAAUGUAGAUGCCAAUCGCCCCAACUUCCCCUUCUUUAUAAAUUGUGCCUAUUUACGGUUCUGGACGACCAGGACCUCAAAGUCCAGUUGCCAAAUACACACACACACACACACGUACCCACGAGUUAGAUCCUUAUAAAUAAAAAUCACCAAUAUUUCGGAAUGGGGGAAGGUGAGAAUCCCAACCUCUUGUCCCAAGAAUGAACUCCAUAGGAACUCCAUCACACCAUCCAGUUCCCUGGUAGGACCUUUUGCUGAUUUAAAGGAAGUUUAGGAGUUACGCAGCCGCUGCAUUAUCACAACGUUUACAUGUUUUCUCGCACGGUCGCCUUAAGAUUCAUUCCCCAUUUGCGAAUAAGUGACCUGCCCAGAGCCUCUCUUUGCCCCUUGCUAUUUUUUUUAAAAGACGCUCUUAAAGACCUCGUGGAGGAGAAGGGGAAGGGAAAAAAAAAACCUAAGUCCAAGGCCGAGGUGAACUUCAGGUCAGCGCGUCUAACAAAUAUGAAAAUGUCGCUUGGUGAAGGGCACGCCUUGUUAUUUAACAAAGACUGUCAAUGUGUAAGAUUAAUAAGAAACAAAAUGCGCCCGGUGUCACUUUUCGGUCACUUUGAAACUUGGGGCAGGCUUGCAUUCAAGAGUGAAAGCUGGGUUAAAUAUAUUCAAAAUGCCUCGAAUCAAAUUCAAGCCAGGCUGCCGGGUGUCGCUCUCCACCACCGCCACCCCCACCCCCCCCCCGCCCGCGUCUCUCUUGCUCGCUCGCUCCCUCCCUCCCUCUCAGGCGCGUGGGCAAGUUGGUAAGUUUAAUUGCAUAGAUUAUCUAUAAAAGCGCAACCUAAGAUUGCGAUGCGCGCGCACACACAUAUAUUUACACUCUGAACUUCCACGGGGUUGGCACUCUCCUCUUAUCCAUUUACUUGGUUUGCUCCAGUUCUGAGAUCGGCUCCUGUUUCUUGGGAACUCGGAUUUAUCUUGCCAUCAAGUUUCAUUUCGGUCAAUAUUCCACGUUCUUCACUGGUUAGCUGCUAAACUUCAGCCUCCCCUCAUCGCUGAUGAUGAUGAGGCCUUGGUGCUGAAAUCCCCCUCACUGAAAUGUGUGUGGUUAAAAAAAAAAGAAGAUAGGCGAUGCUCUGAAGCAGUUUCAGGAGGCCAGGGUUCAGGGUUCGGUGUAGGUUCGUUCAGGGAUUUGCUCCGCGGAGCCAUAAAUCUCUGGAGGGAGCGGGAGGGGGAGGCUUAACGUGGAAACCGCUGCAUAUGAGAUAACAAUUUGGUGGUCUUGGCUGGGCUCUUGUUUAUGAUACGUAAACCGCAAAGACGAGGAACAGGCCCAUCUCUGCAGCCUGAUAGAAUCCCAUGGAGGUGGGGGGGGGGGGGACCCUGGCUGCUCCCGCAGCUGAGCAGUUUAGGUCACCUUGGAGAUUUACAGCCCCAGCUCCAGAAUCGUAUUCAUUGCUUGUUGCAACUGAGCAAAGGAGACACCCAGUGGAAAGCAGACCAGGGGGAAACAGACCAGGCUCUCUGAGAUACAAUCAGGAGAGCUAAUAUUAAACAGCCCCUGGGACGUUCUCCGAAGGUAAUAAUCAGCAGACCAAAAAAGAGAGAAGGUACCUGCUUUCCUUGUAUUGUUGUGGUUUCUUUUCUUUUCUUUCUUUGUUUUGUUUUGUUUUGAGGAAAAAAAACCCUGCGGUUUUGACGCAUGGUGGUUUUCUGGUAUUUACUAUCGCCCUCACAUGCAAGGGCACCGCUUUAUCUCAAGGGAAAUUGAUAGUGUUUAUGUCAGAGGUGCAUCUUGCAGUGUUUCUGUGCCAGAAUCGCACUGUCCGUUUCAGGUUGUGGGAGAAAAGGGGAGGAGAAAGCGAAACAAAACCCUGCGCCUUUGCUUUAGCCGUUUAACACCACCAUGUGCUUAAUUGUUGCUUUUUGUAAGUGGCAAAAGACCUCCCCAAAGGGGCAGCUUUGCAUCCCGGUCUACUAUUCCGUGAAACCAUAAAACGGGACUGGAGCGGGUUGUCAUUCCUACAAAUGUCACAGGCGCGCAAUCAGCGUUAAAAAGCCAAGUGCUGGAUCCUGCUAUUUGACUUCCGCAUUGUCUGCGAGUGUUUUACGGCCUGCCACUCGCCAGUGGCAUCAUAUUUGCUUCCACAUUGUAUGGUGCAUUCGAGAAAGCUUUGCAUACAUAGAAUAUCCACUGGAGAUGUGCAAGGGGGGAGGGCUAUUGGCAUUUCCUGGACGGACGUAUUUCCGAUAGUAUCUGGAAACCAGCACUUAUUGUUAUUGUUAUUGUUAUUAUGAAUAGUAUUAUUACUAUUGUUAUCGUGGAACUAGGUCUCAGCUGUUUAAGGGAGACGCACAGAGAAGCGGAAGGGAAAUUCAACGAGAGCAUAAAAACGGGACCUAUUGAGCGCACUGACACACAUUUAUACAAAAAGAAUUGUAGCUGGCUAAUCUAGAUCCACAUGAGCGCUAUGAACGGUUGAUACAACCGAAAAAGUCAUCAGUCCACACUUCGAGUGAAAUAAUCACCAUGAGAAUGAACACUCCUAUUAUAUGGAUCUUUUUAUUAAAACUAAACUGGUUCUUUGGGAAGAGGGCAGAGCAGCAUUUUAUCAAGUCCCAAAUACUUCUUAUUUUUAAGUAAUAUUAAUAAUGUAUUAAAUGGGUGUGUCUCUAAAGGCUCAAAUAUUAGAAGCGAAGGUGGGUCACUAGACCUACCAAGCAGUUGAAUUAAUUUAAAGGCUAAUUUAACGUCCAGAUUUCAAUUACCCCCUACGUCAGGCCAUCGCCUCCUUUUCCUUCCUGUAUUGCAAACGGGUCCAUUUCCAAGCAAUCUAACACAAGUCGAAGAGACUAUCCACGACGCUCAACUGCAAUGUUUACGGUACUUGCGAAAAAUAACAGUGUGUUCUGUUUUAAAUAUUGUAACCAAUUCCUCUCCCUUUCUCGCUCUCUCAAAGGGAAAUACUGUUUCCUGGGCACUAGACAGUUUGCUUUAUUUAUUUAGGAAUGUGAAUGGGCUUAAUUAUUGAUCUUAACUGCCUCUCUAGUCUGCUGGAGUUUUGAUUAAAAUCUAUUCACCUUACAAAAAAAGAAAAGCCUUUUUUAUAUUGGCCUCUCUAUCUAAUGACAUGCCCCCGCAGCUCCAAAUUUCAUAGCUGCCAAGUUAUCCCUUUUUUACAGGGAUUUUCCCUUAUGCUGAAUAGGCUUCCUCGCGAGAAAAGGGAAAACUUGGCAGCUAUGCCAAAUUUGCCACGGGGUGGAAGAUUUUUUUUAUAAAAAAAUUAAGUUAUCGUAAAAUAGCAACAUUUAAAAGCCCCCGGGAGGUACCAGAGAGAAACAAAUAGCUAGUUGCAAUUAGGUUGUCUCUGUUUUCAUAGGAUCGACUGGUCUCAUUGAUUGCACUGCUACCGUCCAAUCACUCAUUGAUACCCCCGAAAUCCGGCGAAUCUAUCACGCGAUCUUGGGUGCCCUUUUAUGUCUCGGGAGGACACUGCGUUUCCUUUGCUUUCAAUGACUUGGUAAGGGCUGGAGAUACAGAGAGCGAAACAGAGAGCGCUGCGUUUGAUGUUGGGUUUCAGAUACAUAAUACAAUGCUGGCGCUCAGUCACUUUGCUCACACUGUUGCUACCAACGGCCUGAUGCUUGUGGUCAGAAAUAGCACACAUGCGCAAGCUCCCAGUUUGUGUUCAGGAGAAUGUAUUAUUCCGGAAUAAGGACUACCCUUGGUUCCCUCCUCAUGAUAGCACACAAGGACGUCUUCUGCAACACACACUUUUGGGCUGCCCCAGAUCACUCCGUAUACCAUCCUGACCCUAAGUAGCACAUAGCUGUUUUAAGGGGUAACGACCGUGCGUGGUUAGUCUUAGGUGACCUAGCAUUUCAAGCAAGGAUCUCUCGCUGCUUUCCCUGGGGAAGCUCGCUCAAAGCAGCGGCCCCCUCGCCACAGGAGAAACCUGCAGACAUGGCCCGUAGGCUUUCCUCUCGGCCUAAUUCUCUAGUUAGGCCGCUUGCACCGACUUCGGUUCUGACUGCCGCUAUCUGGAGCGCGCAGAAAGGAAUCUCCAGCUUCUCAUUGCCUCUGCCGCAAGAAAGGCAAGGCAGGCAGGCAGGGGCCGUCCUGGGCUUGUCCACCAGCGUUUCAUUUCCUGAUCCGGGCUCUGCCAACCGCGUAGCAAUUGGCCCUGCCGGUCAGGUGGUGGGGGUGGCACUGGUUUGUGUGUUUGUGUGUGUGUGUUUGCGCGCGCGUGUGUUCCAGGCUCUUGGGGUGGGAAUUGGAAAGGAAGGGGGGAGCGGAGGCCCAAACUUUGGCAGCAGGCGCUUGACAACAGCAGCA